GCUGGUGUGAUGAUCAGAGCCAGACGAGACAGACGAGGACACGUCCACCUGGACAUGGAUCACCUGUUGGUGCUGAUGCUGCUGUGGAGCUCAGGAUUCCAGGCUGAAGGAAGACUUGAUUCAACAGAGUCUGUCAGGUUGGUGGGAGGAGCCAGUCGCUGUACAGGUAGACUGGAGGUGAAACACCUGGGAGACCAGUGGAGACCUGUGGAACUCGUGGACUGGACCCUGAAGGCAGCAGCUUUCUUCUGUGAACAUCUGGACUGUGGUUCUGUUGUUUCUGCAACAGAGAACAAUCUGUCCUCAGAGACAUCUGUGUGGAAAAUCUUCGCCAACUGUCUUCAUCCUGGUUCUGAUCUGAGAGAGUGUUUAAUGUCAGAUCGCUCUUCCUCCAUAAUGAAUCUCACCUGCUCAGACUCUGUCAGGCUGCUGAAUGGAUCCAGUCUGUGUUCAGGCAGACUGGAGGUGAAGUCUAACCAGACCUGGUCCUCAGUGUGUGAAGCUGACUUUGACCAGCAGGAUGCAGAGGUGGUCUGCAGGGAGCUCGACUGUGGGCCUCCUUCAGUCCUCCAGGGGGCGCUCUAUGGAGAAGGGGAGGCUCCCAUGUGGACCAAAGAGUUCCAGUGUGGAGGCCAUGAGUCUGCUCUGCUGGACUGUAGAAGCUCAGACUCUGAUAGAAACACCUGCUCACCUGGCAGAGCUGCUGGACUCACCUGCUCAGAUCCUGGUGAUGUCAGGUUGGUGGGAGGAGCCAGUCGCUGUGCAGGUAGACUGGAGGUGAAAGACCUGGGAGACCAGUGGAGACCUGUGGAACUCCUGUACUGGACCCUGAAGGAAGCAGCUUUCUUCUGUCAACAUCUGGACUGUGGUUCUGUUGUUUCUGCUACAGAGAGCAAUCUGUCCUCAGAGACAUCUGUGUGGUCAAUCCGCAGCAGCUGUCUUUAUCCUGGUUCUGAUCUGAGGAACUGUUUAUUGUUAGAACGCUCUUCCUCCAGAAUGCACCUCACCUGCUCAGAUUCUGUCAGGCUGCUGAAUGGAUCGAGUCGGUGUUCAGGCAGACUGGAGGUGAAGUCUGACCAGACCUGGUCCUCAGUGUGUGAAGUUGACUUUGACCAGCAGGAUGCAGAGGUGGUCUGCAGGGAGCUCGGCUGUGGGCCUCCUUCAGUCCUCCAGGGGGCGCUCUAUGGAGAAGGGGAGGCUCCCAUGUGGACCAAAGAGUUCCAGUGUGGAGGCCAUGAGUCUGCUCUGCUGGACUGUAGAAGCUCAGACUCUGAUAGAAACACCUGCUCACCUGGCAGAGCUGCUGGACUCACCUGCUCAGAUCCUGAUGAUGUCAGGUUGGUGGGAGGAGCCAGUCGCUGUGCAGGUAGACUGGAGGUGAAAGACCUGGGAGAACAAUGGAAACCUGUGAAAAUCAUGUUCUGGACCCUGAAGGCAGCAGCUUUCUUCUGUGAACAUCUGGACUGUGGUUCUGUUGUUUCUGCAACAGAGAACAAUCUGUCCUCAGAGACAUCUGUGUGGAGAAUCGAACACGACUGUCUUCAUUCUGAUUCUGAUCUGAGAGAGUGUUUAAUGUCAGGUCGCUCUUCCUCCAUAAUGCAUCUCACCUGCUCAGACUCUGUCAGGCUGCUGAAUGGACCCAGCCUGUGUUCAGGCAGACUGGAGGUGAAGUCUGACCAGACCUGGUCCUCAGUGUGUGAAGCUGACUUUGACCAGCAGGAUGCAGAGGUGGUCUGCAGGGAGCUCGGCUGUGGGCCUCCUUCAGUCCUCCAGGGGGCGCUCUAUGGAGAAGGGGAGGCUCCCAUGUGGACCAAAGAGUUCCAGUGUGGAGGCCAUGAGUCUGCUCUGCUGGACUGUAGAAGCUCAGACUCUGAUAGGAACACCUGCUCACCUGGCAGAGCUGCUGGACUCACCUGCUCAGAUCCUGUCAGGUUGGUGGGAGGAGCCAGUCGCUGUUCUGGUACACUGGAGAUGAAACUGGGAGAAUGGAGACCAGUGGAUGGUUAUAGAUGGACCCUGAAAACUGCAGCUGUUAUCUGUGAACAUCUGGACUGUGGUUCUGCUGUUUCUGUGGGAGAGAAUGAGGAGACCUCAGACACAUCUGUGUGGAGGAUCGACUCUGACUGUAUUGAGUCUGGAUCUUCUCUGAGGGAAUGUGCAACACCAGAUCAUGAUGACUCCACUUUGAAUCUCGCCUGUUCAGACUCUGUCAGGCUGCUGAAUGGAUCGAGUCGGUGUUCAGGCAGAUUGGAGGUGAAGUCUGACAAGACCUGGUCCUCAGUGUGUGAAGCUGACUUUGACCAGCAGGAUGCAGAGGUGGUCUGCAGGGAGCUCGGCUGUGGGCCUCCUUCAGUCCUCCAGGGGGCGCUCUAUGGAGAAGGGGAGGCUCCCAUGUGGACCAAAGAGUUCCAGUGUGGAGGCCAUGAGUCUGCUCUGCUGGACUGUAGAAGCUCAGACUCUGAUAGAAACACCUGCUCACGUGGCAGAGCUGCUGGACUCACCUGCUCAGAUCCUGUCAGGUUGGUGGGAGGAGCCAGUCGCUGUUCUGGUACACUGGAGGUGAAACUGGGAGAAUGGAGACCAGUGGAUGGUUAUGGAUGGACCCUGAAAACUGCAGCUGUUAUCUGUGAACAUCUGGACUGUGGUUCUGCUGUUUCUGUGGGAGAGAGAAAGGAGACCUCAGACAGAUCUGUGUGGAGGAUUAACUCUGCCUGUGUUCAUUCUGGAUCUCCCCUGAGGGAAUGUGCAUCACCAGGUCAUGAUGACUCCACUUUGAAUCUCGCCUGUUCAGACUCUGUCAGGCUGCUGAAUGGAUCCAGCCUGUGUUCAGGCAGACUGGAGGUGAAGUCUGACCAGACCUGGUCCUCAGUGUGUGAAGCUGACUUUGACCAGCAGGAUGCAGAGGUGGUCUGCAGGGAGCUCGGCUGUGGGCCUCCUUCAGUCCUCCAGGGGGCGCUCUAUGGAGAAGGGGAGGCUCCCAUGUGGACCAAAGAGUUCCAGUGUGGAGGCCAUGAGUCUGCUCUGCUGGACUGUAGAAGCUCAGACUCUGAUAGAAACACCUGCUCACCUGGCAGAGCUGCUGGACUCACCUGCUCAGAUCCUGAUGAUGUCAGGCUGGUGGGAGGAGCCAGUCGCUGUACAGGUAGACUGGAGGUGAAAGACCUGGGAGACCAGUGGAGACCUGUGGAACUCCUGUUCUGGACCCUGAAGGCAGCAGCUUUCUUCUGUCAACAUCUGGACUGUGGUUCUGUUGUUUCUGCUACAGAGAGACGUCUGUCCUCAAAGACAUCUGUGUGGUCAAUCCGCAGCAGCUGUCUUUAUCCUGGUUCUGAUCUGAGGAACUGUUUAUUGUCAGAACGCUCUUCCUCCAGAAUGCACCUCACCUGCUCAGACUCUGUCAGGCUGCUGAAUGGAUCCAGUGUGUGUUCAGGCAGACUGGAGGUGAAGUCUGACCAGACCUGGUCCUCAGUGUGUGAAGCUGACUUUGACCAGCAGGAUGCAGAGGUGGUCUGCAGGGAGCUCGGCUGUGGGCCUCCUUCAGUCCUCCAGGGGGCGCUCUAUGGAGAAGGGGAGGCUCCCAUGUGGACCAAAGAGUUCCAGUGUGGAGGCCAUGAGUCUGCUCUGCUGGACUGUAGAAGCUCAGACUCUGAUAGAAACACCUGCUCACCUGGCAGAGCUGCUGGACUCACCUGCUCAGAUCCUGAUGAUGUCAGGUUGGUGGGAGGAGCCAGUCGCUGUUCUGGUACACUGGAGCUGAAACUGGGAGAAUUGAGACCAGUGAAUGGUUAUGGAUGGACCCUGAAAACUGCAGCUGUUAUCUGUGAACAUCUGGACUGUGGUUCUGCUGUUUCUGUGGGAGAGAGAGAGGAGACCUCAGACAGAUCUGUGUGGAGGAUCGACUCUGACUGUAUUCAGUCUGGAUUUUCUCUGAGGGAAUGUGCAACACCAGGUCAUGGUGAUUCCACUUUGAAUCUCACCUGUUCAGACUCUGUCAGGCUGCUGAAUGGAUCCAGUCUGUGUUCAGGCAGACUGGAGGUGAAGUCUGACCAGACCUGGUCCUCAGUGUGUGAAGCUGACUUUGACCAGCAGGAUGCAGAGGUGGUCUGCAGGGAGCUCGGCUGUGGGCCUCCUUCAGUCCUCCAGGGGGCGCUCUAUGGAGAAGGGGAGGCUCCCAUGUGGACCAAAGAGUUCCAGUGUGGAGGCCAUGAGUCUGCUCUGCUGGACUGUAGAAGCUCAGACUCUGAUAGAAACACCUGCUCACCUGGCAGAGCUGCUGGACUCACCUGCUCAGAUCCUGAUGAUGUCAGGUUGGUGGGAGGAGCCAGUCGCUGUUCUGGUACACUGGAGGUGAAACUGGGAGAAUGGAGACCAGUGGAUGGUUUUGGAUGGACCCUGAAAACUGCAGCUGUUAUCUGUGAACAUCUGGACUGUGGUUCUGCUGUUUCUGUGGGAAAGAGAAAGGAGACCUCAGACAGAUCUGUGUGGUGGAUCAACCCUGACUGUGUUAAGUCUGGAUCUCCUCUGAGGGAAUGUGCAAGACCAGAUCAUGGUGGCUUCAUUUUGAAUCUCGCCUGUUCAGACUCUGUCAGGCUGCUGAAUGGAUCGAGUCGGUGUUCAGGCAGACUGGAGGUGAAGUCUGACCAGACCUGGUCCUCAGUGUGUAAAGCUGACUUUGACCAGCAGGAUGCAGAGGUGGUCUGCAGGGAGCUCGGCUGUGGGCCUCCUUCAGUCCUCCAGGGGGCGCUCUAUGGAGAAGGGGAGGCUCCCAUGUGGACCAAAGAGUUCCAGUGUGGAGGCCAUGAGUCUGCUCUGCUGGACUGUAGAAGCUCAGACUCUGAUAGAAACACCUGCUCACCUGGCAGAGCUGCUGGACUCACCUGCUCAGAUCCUGUCAGGUUGAUGGGAGGAGCCAGUCGCUGUUCUGGUACACUGGAGGUGAAACUGGGAGAAUGGAGACCAGUGGUUGGUUAUGGAUGGACCCUGAAAACUGCAGCUGUUAUCUGUGAACAUCUGGACUGUGGUUCUGCUGUUUCUGUUGGAAAGAGAAAGGAGACCUCAGACAGAUCUGUGUGGUUGAUCAACUCUCACUGUAUUGAGUCUGGAUCUCCUCUGAGGGAAUGUGCAACACCAGGUCAUGGUGACUCCAUUUUGAAUCUCGGCUGUUCAGACUCUGUCAGGCUGCUGAAUGGAUCCAGCCUGUGUUCAGGCAGACUGGAGGUGAAGUCUGACCAGACCUGGUCCUCAGUGUGUGAAGCUGACUUUGACCAGCAGGAUGCAGAGGUGGUCUGCAGGGAGCUCGGCUGUGGGCCUCCUUCAGUCCUCCAGGGGGCGCUCUAUGGAGAAGGGGAGGCUCCCAUGUGGACCAAAGAGUUCCAGUGUGGAGGCCAUGAGUCUGCUCUGCUGGACUGUAGAAGCUCAGACUCUGAUAGAAACACCUGCUCACCUGGCAGAGCUGCUGGACUCACCUGCUCAGAUCCUGAUGAUGUCAGGUUGGUGGGAGGAGCCAGUCGCUGUUCUGGUACACUGGAGGUGAAACUGGGAGAAUGGAGACCAGUGGUUGGUUAUAGAUGGACCCUGAAAACUGCAGCUGUUAUCUGUGAACAUCUGGACUGUGGUUCUGCUGUUUCUGUGGGAGAGAGAAAGGAGACCUCACACAGAUCUGUGUGGUUUAUCAACACUGACUGUAUUCAGUCUGGAUCUCCUCUGAGGGAAUGUGCAUCACCAGAUCAUCAUGACUCCAUUUUGAAUCUCACCUGUUCAGACUCUGUCAGGCUGCUGAAUGGAUCCAGCCUGUGUUCAGGCAGACUGGAGGUGAAGUCUGACCAGACCUGGUCCUCAGUGUGUGAAGCUGACUUUGACCAGCAGGAUGCAGAGGUGGUCUGCAGGGAGCUCGGCUGUGGGCCUCCUUCAGUCCUCCAGGGGGCGCUCUAUGGAGAAGGGGAGGCUCCCAUGUGGACCAAAGAGUUCCAGUGUGGAGGCCAUGAGUCUGCUCUGCUGGACUGUAGAAGCUCAGACUCUGAUAGAAACACCUGCUCACCUGGCAGAGCUGCUGGACUCACCUGCUCAGAUCCUGAUGAUGUCAGGUUGGUGGGAGGAGCCAGUCGCUGUUCUGGUACACUGGAGGUGAAACUGGGAGAAUGGAGACCAGUGGAUGGUUAUGGAUGGACCCUGGAAACUGCAGCUGUUAUCUGUGAACAUCUGGACUGUGGUUCUGCUGUUUCUGUGGGAAAGAGAAAUGAGACCUCCUACAGAUCUGUGUGGUGGAUCGAACCAGGCUGUGUUGAGUCUGGAUCUCCUCUGAGGGAAUGUGCAUUAUCCUUUAUCAGCCAUUCCUCCAUCUUGGAUCUCACCUGUUCAGGUCCAGCACAUCCAACAGUUCUUCUCAUCAAAGUGGUGGUCCUGCCUCUGACUCUGCUGCUGCUCAUCACCGUCCUGUGUUUCUACUGCCGGGCCAGCAGGGGGCAGAAGUGGAGCAGACAGGAGAAUGUGGAGCUGGUUGGGUUAAACCUCGGUGUGGCUGCAGCUGAAGGAGGGCCGACUGGAGCUCAGGAAGCAGAGGAGAACCUCUAAGCAGCUCCUCUCAUGUCCUGAUGAGUUUUACAGCCGACACGCAACCAACCGUCAGCUUAGCCGAGGAUUUCACUACUGCUGGACUUUUUCUUUGGUGUUCCUACUCUGACUGCUUCCUGCUUCCUUAUUUAGCUGUCCUGUCCAGCCCAUUGUUUCCCAGUGAAGACAUAAACUACGCCUACAGUCAACCGACAUGAAAAACGGA
Melanotaenia boesemani (Boeseman's rainbowfish) is the source of this 6775-nucleotide messenger RNA. Its product is annotated as scavenger receptor cysteine-rich type 1 protein M160-like. The coding region runs from base 10 to 6570 and encodes 2186 amino acids. The record is from RefSeq and is a predicted model, not a curated record. The transcript is spliced from 27 exons. Lineage: Eukaryota; Metazoa; Chordata; Actinopteri; Atheriniformes; Melanotaeniidae. Gene Ontology annotation, cellular component: membrane.